Tremella mesenterica DSM 1558 is the source of this 765-nucleotide messenger RNA. RefSeq lists its product as uncharacterized. Gene Ontology annotation, cellular component: Golgi apparatus; endoplasmic reticulum membrane; ER to Golgi transport vesicle membrane. The transcript is spliced from 7 exons. Gene Ontology annotation, molecular function: SNARE binding; SNAP receptor activity. The coding region runs from base 1 to 765 and encodes 254 amino acids. NCBI's taxonomy places the organism in Eukaryota, Fungi, Basidiomycota, Tremellomycetes, Tremellales, Tremellaceae. Gene Ontology annotation, biological process: retrograde transport, endosome to Golgi; vesicle fusion with Golgi apparatus; macroautophagy. The record is from RefSeq and is a predicted model, not a curated record.
AUGUUCUCCUUCAAACUUCUCACCGUCUCCUGGGGCGUCCUCGUCUUCUGCCGACUGAAGAAAUUCAUGCCUCGUUCGAGAGCCUUGUUUGAGAACUACGAUGAGGAUUUCAAACAGCUCUUGGCGAGUCUCAAGGGUAAGCUCGAGGGGGAUGUCAAGCAGUUGAAAGGGGAACAGCGUAAAGCUGCGUUGAAGAAGGUAUCAGAUGAGCUGGACGAGGCCGAAGAGAUUGUUGCGCAGAUGGAGGUCGAACUACCGUCCAUGCCUACCUCCAUCCGACAGACUUAUCAUCAACGUCUUCAAACUUCGAAACAAGCAUUGGAUAAAGUCAAAAAGGUCUUGCGUGACGUACGAAAUGAAGGUCAAAGAGCCGAACUUUUAUCAGGUCCAGGAUUUCCGAAUGCCGAUGACCCAUAUACAGACGACCCCGAUAGUUACUCCGCCCGCACACGUCUUUUAGCAGGUACCGAGCGAAUUGCCGAUGGUACGGAUAGACUCAAAAAUGCUCAGCGAAUAGCGAUGGAGACAGAAGAUGUCGGUGCGGAUAUCCUGAGAAAUUUAAGAGGCCAGAGGGAACAAAUUGAACAUACUCGAGAUACCAUUGACAAUCAGUUGACACAGGCUGACUCUUCCAUCGAUAGGGCGGCAGGAACAUUGAAGAAGAUGAUCUUCAAAAUGUAUCAGCAGAAAUUUCUCUCUGCAGCCAUCAUAGCCGUUUUGGUGAUUCUGAUCAUCCUUGUUCUCUGGUCAAAACUGCGCGGAUGA